Pieris napi is the source of this 2738-nucleotide messenger RNA. RefSeq names its product fatty acyl-CoA reductase wat-like. Bases 993 to 2567 code for a protein of 524 amino acids. Lineage: Eukaryota; Metazoa; Arthropoda; Insecta; Lepidoptera; Pieridae. The record is from RefSeq and is a predicted model, not a curated record. The transcript is spliced from 11 exons. Gene Ontology annotation, biological process: long-chain fatty-acyl-CoA metabolic process. Gene Ontology annotation, cellular component: peroxisome. Gene Ontology annotation, molecular function: alcohol-forming very long-chain fatty acyl-CoA reductase (NADP+) activity.
AAGUGAGUUACAGAAUCGCAGGGCAGGUAUUUCAGAUUUAGCGCUAGUAUAGUUUCUCAAGCUUCCCUGAGUUUCGUUUCUGAAUAUCACCCAAAAUAGAAUAUUUUAAAGUUUUUCGUGGAAUGUAUCUACUACAUUAUUUAUACUUUACAUGAAUAUUCGAAUAAUAAAUUAAAAAUUAUACAGUCUAUGCAAAUUUAUUGUCUGUUCAUUAAUAAGUUCAACAAAGUAAUGAAAUGUAAUUCGACUUAUUAGUUUAACAUCAAUUAAAUAAAAUCUGGCCUAACAUAGCAUUAUUUUAUUCACAAUCUGCAACGUCUCUCUAGAUAAUACCAGUGCUGAAAUAGCAUUGGGUAAGCUCGAUAUACAUCAUCCCUGUUUAAGUAUAGAUGCAACUGACUUACUUCUGCGCCAAAUCCUUCAACAGUUCAUCUAAAUUCCAUCGCGCUAAUCAGGGACUAAGCGAGGUCAACUGGACGCAUCGUCUUAAUGGAGAUACUCUCGAUAAAGUAACAGCAAAAUUCUACGAUAUUGUGAAGAGAUUUAUUUUAUAAUAUAAGUACCCCGUGUGGUAUUCUAACUAUCUGGUACACGUUUCGAAAGAUAAACUAAAAGUACACCGACGUUGGAGAAUGUAUAAAAUUCCGCGAGACUUUGACGCGUUCUCAUUGUUGCGUAGGCAAAAACUUAUGUCCAGAAAGUGCAUGAUAUCUUAAGAACAGGACUAAAAAUCCUAAAGCAAUGUGGUCAUAUUUAAGAGGCAAUGUAAAUCAGAGUACGGUAGCAUUCUAGUUCUUGAUGAGUCCUACUAAUCGGACCUAGAGAUUUGUGAUGAUUUUAAUAAAUUCUUCAACAGUAUCUUCCACUCUCCCGACAAUACUUAAGACCUACCUGACCUACCCGAGUUGGAUGUUAUAAAUAACAACAUUCACAUAAUGGAACAUGAUGUCUCCAAAGCUAUAAAAAAUUAAGGAAUCCGGUUUAAUAUAAAGAUGAAGGAGGAGAAUCCAGGAGAGUCUCAGAUCCGGAAGUCAUUCGCGGGAGCUAACAUUUUACUGACGGGAGGAACUGGCUUCCUUGGAAAACUGCUUAUUGAAAAAUUACUAAGAUGUUGCCCGGAGCUUAAUAAGAUAUAUCUAUUAGUGAGGCAGAAGAAAAAUAAAGAUCCACAAACACGAUUAAAAGAACAGUUCGAUGAUGUGCUGUAUGAAACACUUCACAAAGAUCAGCCAGAUUUCAUCAAGAAGGUGGAGAUUCUAGAGGGAGAGUUAGACAGCGAAAAUCUUGGUCUCACAGACCAGGAUUGGCUGACAGUAUGCGAUAAGGUUAAUUUUAUUCUUCACGGAGCAGCGACCGUCCGCUUUGACGAGACCCUGAGUAAAGCCGUGCGCAUCAACACACGUGGCACCAAAGAGAUGUUAAAGCUUGCUCGCUGUUGCAAAUACCUUAAAGCUUUUGUCUACAUUUCGACCGCUUAUUGUAACCUCUCGCAACAACCGAUAGAGGAAAAAUUUUACGACUUUCCCCUCACCAGUGACCUUCUUAUUGACGUAGUUGAAUGCUUGGAUUCAAAAACUGUAGACGACAUUACACCUGGACUAAUAGGCAUGUUUCCAAAUACAUAUUGUUACACAAAGGCGGCCGCAGAAAACCAUCUUCUUAAACAUUCUCAAGGACUACCUGUUGCUAUAUUAAGACCUUCUAUAGUGAUAUCAACGGCAAAAGGCCCCAUUCCUCUGGGUUGGAUUGAUAACAUUUAUGGACCGACUGGGAUAUGUGUUGGAGCUUCAGUGGGCAUUAUUCGAAUAAUUAAAUGUAACCCGGAUGCCGUCGCCGAUUUAGUACCAGCUGAUUUUGUUGUUAAUGCUUGUAUUGCCGUGGCUUGGAAGACUGCUCGACACCAUAAAAAAACCUCUGAGAGAAAACUUGAGGACCACAGUGAGGGACCGACUAAAGCCGACCAGAUUCCCCGUGUGUAUAAUUAUGUAUCUGGAAAUCAAAAUCCUAUAACAUGGCGUACUUUUAUGAAUUACGCACAUAUACACGGAUUUACAAUGGCACCGAGUAAAGCAGUCUGGUGCUAUAUGUUAUUUCUUAUAAAUAACGCGCUCCUGUUCAGAACUUUGAACAUCCUUCUUCACUGGAUACCGGCUUAUGUGUGCGAUGGAGUAGCAGUUAUGAUUGGGAAAAAACCUAUGCUAAAGAAAGUUUAUUCGAAAAUUGACAAGUGGAUACAUUUUAAUAAAAUUUUCGCGUGCGAAACCUGGAAGAUGAGAAAUUCCAACACUAUACAACUUUUUAAGGAGCUGAACGAGUCGGACCGACAUAUAUUUGACUUUGACAUAUCUGCUUUAGACUGGAAUUCCUAUAUGUAUAAUUAUAUGAUGGGAAUUCGCUUGUUUCUUAUCAAAGAGCCUAAAGAAACAAUACCUCGAGGAAUAACAAAACAAUAUUUACUAAUAAUAGCGAAUUAUAUAGUUAUGACAAUUUACGCUAUAGCUUUGUUUUGGUUUGCUAAACUUUUGGGUGCAGGUGUGUUGAAAUUAAUUUAUAAAAUUUUCAGCUGAAAUUUAAAAACAAUUUAUAAAUUUUGGUAGAAAAGGGGAUAAACGUUUUUUUUCUUCGUAAUAAAGUGUAUUAUUUAUCAGUUCGUAAUAUAAAUUUUGUAGAUUUUUACAGUUAGUGAACUUAAAGGUAAAAAAAAUAUUAAAAGCAAUAAAGAAUUAUACUUUUUUGGA